AUGACGGAGGCACAUUUUAAGUACCAUGGGAAUCUCACUGUGCGAGCCCAUUUUCCCACUAUGGCAACAGAGGUUGGCAGCACUUCAGACAGAUAUUCCAACCUGUACAUGUAUGUGGGCUUAUUCCUGAGCCUUCUGGCCAUUCUCCUCAUCCUGCUCUUCACUAUGCUCCUUCGACUCAAACAUGUCAUCUCGCCCAUCACCACUGAGAGCACAGAAACUGUGUCUCAGUUCACAGAUGUAGAGAUGCAGAGCAGAAUCCCGACUCCAUAG
This is a messenger RNA of Ochotona curzoniae (black-lipped pika), 273 nucleotides long. RefSeq names its product serine rich and transmembrane domain containing 2 (gene SERTM2). Lineage: Eukaryota; Metazoa; Chordata; Mammalia; Lagomorpha; Ochotonidae. Bases 1 to 273 code for a protein of 90 amino acids. Gene Ontology annotation, cellular component: intracellular membrane-bounded organelle. The record is from RefSeq and is a predicted model, not a curated record. The transcript has a single exon.